AUCUCAGAAGUCCGGCUACUGCUGUGGCGAUGGAAGAUAGGCGAAGCUGUACAGCAACCAUUUUGAUUAAGGGAAGAAUCGUUUUAAAGUUAACGGGAAGGAGCCGGCAAGCAACCUCCAGAUCAGUUGGUGUGCCGUUUUUACAGUUAAUGAACUGUUUCGAGCUGCCAAUUAUGAUUGUUUUGGCGGUUCGGCAUCUCAGAACUGCAUUCUGCACGGGCGUGGUGGUGAAGCUGCAGGCGGACAUCUUUAUCAGCUGCAGUCCUAAGCCACGUGACAACAUUCUGUAUCCAGUCUAUUGGUUGUCAAGGAGCACGCGCUGCUGGAAUGGCCAAUCGCCUUGCGACGCCUCCCCACCCCGCCCCGCGCUGUCGCCAUCUUAACAUAGGGCAUUCGCGACAGCUGCAGGCACCAGUGAAGUGUCUAAGGGACUUUCUUGGUUGAGGGCGGAAGUGAGGACUAUUCGCACAGGCGGAGCCCACAGAUUUUCCCGGACCCACGUGGAAGCGGCGUUCAAGAUGCUGCGCCGCGAGGCCCGCCUGCGCCGCGAGUACCUGUACCGCAAGGCCCGCGAGGAGGCGCAGCGCUCGGCCCAGGAGAGGAAGGAGCGGCUGCGGCGCGCGCUCGAAGAAAACCGCCUGAUUCCCACUGAGUUACGCCGCGAAGCUCUGGCCUUACAGGGGUCCCUGGAGUUUGAUGAUGCUGGCGGUGAAGGCGUGACCAGCCACGUGGAUGAUGAAUACCGAUGGGCAGGAGUCGAGGAUCCCAAGGUCAUGAUCACUACCUCCCGAGACCCCAGUUCUCGCCUCAAGAUGUUUGCAAAGGAACUGAAGCUGGUGUUCCCGGGAGCCCAGCGAAUGAACCGAGGUCGACAUGAAGUGGGGGCGCUGGUGCGAGCCUGCAAAGCCAACGGCGUGACUGACCUGCUGGUCGUCCACGAGCAUCGAGGCACACCUGUGGGGCUCAUCGUCAGCCACCUGCCCUUUGGCCCUACUGCCUACUUCACACUGUGCAACGUGGUCAUGCGGCAUGACAUCCCAGACCUGGGCACCAUGUCGGAGGCCAAGCCCCACCUCAUCACACACGGCUUCUCCUCCCGCCUGGGCAAGCGGGUCUCUGACAUCCUCCGAUACCUAUUUCCUGUGCCCAAAGAUGACAGCCACCGGGUCAUCACCUUCGCAAACCAGGACGACUACAUAUCAUUCCGGCACCAUGUGUACAAGAAGACAGACCACCGCAACGUGGAGCUCACUGAGGUCGGGCCCCGAUUCGAACUGAAGUUGUACAUGAUCCGCCUGGGCACGCUGGAGCAGGAGGCCACGGCAGACGUGGAGUGGCGCUGGCACCCUUACACCAAUACCGCACGCAAGAGGGUCUUCCUGAGCACCGACUGAGCCUACUCAUCACUUAGUCAGGAUGUGGACUUGGAACUCAGGACGGGGACUCUCGUAGACAGACCCGCCAGGAGGGGCUCACCGACAGGCCCACUGAGCUGGGAUGUGGAACUGUGGCUGGUGAAGAGGUGUUAAUAAACCUUCUGCGUCACGUGGC
Saimiri boliviensis boliviensis (Bolivian squirrel monkey) is the source of this 1551-nucleotide messenger RNA. It is a transcript of the gene IMP4, whose product is annotated as IMP U3 small nucleolar ribonucleoprotein 4. Gene Ontology annotation, biological process: rRNA processing. The record is from RefSeq and is a predicted model, not a curated record. Gene Ontology annotation, cellular component: Mpp10 complex; small-subunit processome; nucleolus. NCBI's taxonomy places the organism in Eukaryota, Metazoa, Chordata, Mammalia, Primates, Cebidae. Gene Ontology annotation, molecular function: rRNA primary transcript binding; snoRNA binding.